AUGAAUAAUAACAAAGCAGCCUUACAAUUACGGAAGAGUACGUGGACGCCCCCACCGGUCGUUCACGCUCCUCCGGUGGCUCUACCGCCUCCCACAGCUGUGUCUGCGCCACCGGCCUCGCACUGCUCUGCGCCCAGGACUAUCGUUAUACAGAGACCAGACGCGCGUCACGGCUUCGGUUUCACGCUAAGACAUCUUGUUGUUUACCCACCGGAGUCAUUACAGGAACUAUACGAGGAUGCGCGCCACCUGGCUGUGGGCGCAGUGGGUGCGCCAAUGGACACAAUCUUCGUAAGGUCAGUGAGGCCGGGCGGGCCGGCGGCCGCGGCGGGUCUGCGCGCGGGCGACCGCGUGCUAGCCGUGAACGGCGAGCCCGUCGCCUGCGGCAGGUCGCGCGCGCCAUACGCUAGGGUAGUGCAGCUAGCUCAGAGGGAACCCAAAAUCUUAAGGCUCACUGUCGUGCCGAGGGAUCACGAUUUAUUGCAAAGGUAUUUCAGUGAAGCAGCGUACAAUCCAGAAACAAACCAGCGGCCGCUCGACAUGCCGGCGGUCACAGAACACGAGUCGCGUUUGUUCGACGCGUACAGACGGCCGCGGCUGCCCGCCUUGCCCGCGCCCCAAGCGCCCGCCAGGCACAGAGAGGAUCCGGAAUACGCGACCGUAGCGUCUCCAAGAUUUGACGUGCCACGACUGCCGACUACACCACAUUAUCUUUUACAUGAUGGCAGGCGAGAAUCCGAUACGUCUCUACCAUCAUCAGCGGCGGAGAGCAAAGACAGUCUCGGCUCAUUCGACUCAAACUCGACACUCACGGGCCGAGAGCUGGACGACUCGAUCAUCCUCUCCCGAAUACGAAAGAGUCUUGAGCAGAAGGAGGCCUUCCUCCGACGUCCCAGCCAACCAACUGGCUGGGUUACACCCGACCCACCGCCAAUUAAACAAAAAGAGUUUUACGCUAGGCCUCAAAAGCUGCAGAAACCAGCCUGGCCUCCUCCUUCCUCCCCACCCCUUGCAGCGUCCCCUCCACCUCCACAAAUACAGGAAUUAAAGAAAGAAGAAUGUGCAACAAGUGUUGAUAGUGGCACUUACAGUGGAUAUGGGGAAGUCAACGGUCACAUAGAUAAAAGUAGGUUAAAACAAGAUAAAAGCCAGUUUGUGGCGACACUCUCGAAGAUACAGGAGACGUCUCCAAGCACGAAUGUCGGUACGAUGAGUAAUGGAUCGUCUACCGAAUUCAAAGAUGAAAAUGCUUCGGCUACUAACCAAGAUAAUAGAUACCCUGUACCUGAGCUCCAGCUAGUGACGGCGCGCACGCGCCAGCUGGAGGAGGCCCGGGGCGUGGGCGAGCGCCGCACGGAGGUGGCCCGCAGCGAGCUGGCGCGGCUCUCCACCACGCGCCUCGAGCCCAGCGUCGCGCUGCGGAGGAAGGAGUUCGAGACACGCGCUUCUAGAAGAGAAGCCAGGUCUUUAGAUGUGCAACCUCAGCAAGAUUUAGAGCAAGAGUCGACACUUCUCGGCGGCAGUCUGUCAGGAAACCAACUAAUGAUCACCGGCAGCAAACACCUCCAUUGCCCUCCUCCAGAUGGAUACGUGCCCGAAACUGAAAAGGUUCAAAUGCGAACAAGGUCCAAUAGUACCGGUAGUGAAGGAUUAUCUAUUAGAAGACAUCAUGCCACAGAUGGCAGUCACGCGAAGAGACGUAUGGGGCUGAACAGAGAACAGAUGGAGGCGAUGAACCGCGUGUCGCUGGGAGAUGUGCCGCAGAGGCCGACGCAGCUGAGCCUCGCCUCGGCCUCCACCUCGGCCUCGGCCUCGGCCCACACGUCGCCGGAGCCCACGCCCACCACGCCCGCCGACUCAGGUUUUGCUGAUGAUUUGGUGACGAGACGACAGAAAAAAGAUGCUCAAUUGGGAGAAGAGGAACGUGCCAUGCGCAGGGUUUCUUACCUAAAAGCGACGUGGGGAGAUCGACUGCACUUAGAUGGCGAUGUGGAACCGGACGCGGAUCACCACGCUUUAAGAAGUACGGACAAGAAAGGUGAAGAUGAAGGUGCUGAAAACGUUGAAGCCUCAGAAGCGGACGUGCAAGGCAAUGUGCAAAUAAAAAUGGUGGUCAGUAACGGAAAGCGCGCAAGCGACAGAUCGUGGAAGCAGGUGUGGGCGGUGCUGCAGGGCACCAAGCUGUACCUCUACAGGCAUCACCCUACUCAGAGUCCCGGUGCAGUAAGCGGGAACACGACGGGUACAGAGAGCGGGUCGCGCGACGCGCUAGACGUGCGCUACUCGCUGGCCGCGCUCGCUGACGACUACACGAAGCGCAAACACGUCGUGCGCGUCACCACCGCCGCCGGCGCUGAGCUACUGCUACAGGCGGAAGGUGCAACAGACGCUCAAAGAUGGCUAGCAGCUCUGCGGCGACAUUCAGCUGAGCCCCCGCCCAGCGAGCCCGCGCCGCUGCCGCCCGCGCCCGCGUCCGCGCCGCCCACCACCGCGCCCGCCGUCGAGUGCCCUUCGCCGCUGCCGCCGCAACGCGCUAAGAAGAUCGGCAGGAACAGGUCGCCUACCGGUCCCCCAACACCAACGCUCCCGUCGUCUCCUAAGAACAAGACGUGGAAGGGGCGCGUGGCAAAGCAGCUGCGGCGCAUGCACGGCGGCGCGGCGGGCAGCGCGGCGCCGGCCGCCGCGGGCUGGCUGGGCGCGCCGCUGGAGCGCUGCCCGGCCGACGCCGACCACCCCAACGUGCCGAAGGCGGUCACCUUGCCGGCGCAGGCGGUUGAGGCACACGGUCUGAGGACAGUGGGCGUGUACCGCGUGCCCGGCAACGCGGCGGGCGUGGCGGCGCUGGCGGCGGCGCUGGACCGCGGGGAGCCGCCGCCCGCCGACGACCCGCGCUGGGCCGACGUGCACGUCGCCUCCAGCCUGCUCAAAGCCUAUCUGCGGAGAUUGCCUGAUCCCAUACUGACUAAACAUCUAUAUCCUGCUUUUAUUGCGGCCGACCGGUCACCGGCGCGCGCGCGUGAGCUGCGGCGGCUGGUGCAGGCGCUGCCGGCGGCGCACUACGCCACGCUGCGCUACCUGGCGCAGCACCUACGCCGCGUGGUGGCGCACGCCGCCGCCAACAAGAUGGAGGCGCGCAACCUCGCCAUCGUGUUCGGGCCCACGCUGGUGCGCGCCGCCGGCGACGACAUGCUCGCCAUGGUCAACGACAUGUCCAGCCAGUGCCGCAUCAUCGAGAGCUUCCUCACUCAUUACGAAUGGUACUUCGAGGAGGAGGAGGGCUCGCCGCCCGCGGAGCCGCCCGGCGCCGAGCCGCCCGCGCCCGCCUCGCGCGAACUGCUCAUACACAAUGUCAAGAAGAUCGAAGGCAAAGACGUGUCGACCCGCGACAUAGUGUCGUCCAUAAUAUCGGCCGCCAACCGCAAGAUACAGCGCAAGCCGCGCAAGAGCGACAAGAAGUGGGACGACAAGCCGCGCUCGCCCGCCGCGUCGCCGCCGCGCUCGCCGCCCUCGCCGCCCACGCCGCCCUCGCCCGCCCCGCCGCCCGCCCUGCCGCCCGCCCUGCCGCCGCACUGCGACGUGCUCUCGCACUACAUGGACGACAAUGACACUGCCGACAAAGUCGACAUGUCGUCAGUGUCUAUAGGACGACGGCAUGAGAUCUCGAGGCACACGCUCAACAACUUCUCUAUCGAUGGCGCGGGCGACCUGGUCACCUCCCUGACGAGCACGUUCGACCAGAAGCUGCGCACGCUCAACAACUCGUCGCCACUGGACGACGGCAGCAUCCCCUACGCCGACGAGUGCCAGGACGAGGACGAGGGCAAGCGCAGCUCGUCGCCCUCCGACGCGGGCUCCGCGCGGCCCCGCGCCGACCAGCUCAAGGCGGCCUGGCUGCGCUCCGCCUCCUCCUCCUCCGACGAGCCCGACUCGCGCUGGCCGCGCGCCGCCCACGCGCCGGCGCCCGCCCACGCGACCGCCCCCGCCCGCCCCGACACCGACGACUCGGAGAAAGAGAACUGCGGCGGGCCCAAGAAGCCUUCGCGCGACGAGCGCCGCGACCGCCGCGACGACGACAAGGACGUCGACACACGCUCGCAGGCGUCCAGCGGCGGCACGCUGCCCGACAACGACAAGAUGCCGCUCGAGCGCGCGCUGCUCGCCUACAACGGCGGCCACGAGCGGGCGGAGGCGCCGGGCAAGGGCGAGCGCCUCAGCAAGCUGGAGAAGGGCGAGUGGAACGUGGUGCGGCGGCGCGAGGCCGGCGCCUGGCGCUCCACCAAGCUCAAGCGCAAGAACGGCAUGCCCGAGCGCGGCAUCAAGCGGCGCCACACCGUGGGCGGCACCAAGGACUUCGACAAGGACGGCUGGGCGGCGCGCCACACGCGCACCUCGUCGCCCGACCUGUCGGCGGCAUGGCGCGCGUGGCCCGCGUGGCCCGCCUGGCCCGCGUGGCCCGCGCGGACCGCGUGGCCCGGAGCCGGGCCCGCGCGCGCGCCUCUGGAGUCGCACGUG
Brenthis ino (lesser marbled fritillary) is the source of this 4512-nucleotide messenger RNA. The record is from the annotation of a GenBank genome assembly. NCBI's taxonomy places the organism in Eukaryota, Metazoa, Arthropoda, Insecta, Lepidoptera, Nymphalidae.